Messenger RNA from Glossina fuscipes, 332 nucleotides. Its product is annotated as peptidyl-alpha-hydroxyglycine alpha-amidating lyase 1-like. Gene Ontology annotation, cellular component: membrane; extracellular region. The record is from RefSeq and is a predicted model, not a curated record. Lineage: Eukaryota; Metazoa; Arthropoda; Insecta; Diptera; Glossinidae. Gene Ontology annotation, molecular function: protein binding; catalytic activity. The annotation marks the transcript as partial. Gene Ontology annotation, biological process: peptide metabolic process. The transcript is spliced from 2 exons.
AGGGGCCCAGUAUGUGGGGAUAGUACUGUCUUGGCUUUAGAUUGCCAAACGGGAAAAUUAGUCUAUGAAUGGGGUAAAAAUUUAUUUUAUAUGCCCCAUGGAUUAAGUAUAGAUCAAGAAGAUAAUGUUUGGAUUACUGAUGUGGCUUUACACCAAGUCUUCAAGUUCGGGCCUCGUGGAUUCCCGGAGAAGCCACUAUUGGUUUUGGGUAAAGCUUUUAGCCCAGGAACAACAGACACUAAAUUUUGUAAACCUACUGCUGUGGCGGUACUUGAAAGUGGUGAUUUCUUUGUAGCUGUCUGUCUCAUCGCACAGUUAUCUCAUUGCAGGAA